This is a messenger RNA of Mugil cephalus (flathead mullet), 4496 nucleotides long. It is a transcript of the gene csf1ra, whose product is annotated as colony stimulating factor 1 receptor, a. Gene Ontology annotation, molecular function: ATP binding; macrophage colony-stimulating factor receptor activity; cytokine binding. Gene Ontology annotation, cellular component: signaling receptor complex; CSF1-CSF1R complex. Gene Ontology annotation, biological process: cytokine-mediated signaling pathway; cell surface receptor protein tyrosine kinase signaling pathway; osteoclast differentiation. The record is from RefSeq and is a predicted model, not a curated record. The transcript is spliced from 22 exons. The coding region runs from base 180 to 3134 and encodes 984 amino acids. Lineage: Eukaryota; Metazoa; Chordata; Actinopteri; Mugiliformes; Mugilidae.
AAAGAUUCCGCGUUUGCUGUGUAACUGUGGUGGAGACACUGUAAUCAAGCAAAAAGGAGAAGAAGGGCAGAGGCAGCCAGGCUGGCUUUUAUAUCCCUCUGUCAAGCUGAAGACUUCAGCAGACAAAGAGCGUUUCUUACGUAUCAGUCUUCAAACUUCGCGUUUGGAGUUGAUCCAGGAUGCAGUUCUACCUUGUGCUGUUGCUGGGGAUUGUGGCCUCCGCUGCUCCAGGGGAACGGAGGCCCCCAGUGAUCAAGGUCAACUCUAAGGUGGUGACGAAUUCUGAAGUGGUGAUUAACCCCGGGGAGCCUCUGGAUCUGAGAUGUGAGGGCGACCGGCCUGUAGUCUUUCAACCCAGGCUGCCCAAACACAGACGCUACAUGUCCAAGAACAGCGGGAACUUUCGCACCUUUAAGGUGGACCGUCCCUCUGCGGAAUUCACCGGAACCUACAAGUGUGUGUACACCACCAGCUCACAGCAGCUGGCCUCCUCAGUACACGUGUAUGUCAAAGAGCCAGGCCGUUUGUUCUGGACCAGCAGCACGUCCCUGCGGGUGGUGAGAAAGGAGGGCGAGGACUACCUGCUGCCCUGCCUGCUGACCGACCCAGCAGCCACGGACGUGGGCCUCCGCAUGGAAAACGGCACCACCGUGCCGCCGGGAAUGAACUUCACCGUCAACAAGCACCAGGGCAUUCUCAUCCACAGCCUCCGCCCCAGCUUCAACGCCGAGUACGUCUGCACAGCCAAGAUCAACGGAGUGGAGAAGCCCUCCAAAGUCUUCUCCCUCAACGUCAUUCAGAAGCUCCGCUUCCCUCCGUACGUCUUCUUGGAGACAGAUGAGUACGUGCGCAUCGUUGGGGAAGAACUCAAGAUUCGCUGCACCACACACAAUCCAAACUUCAACUACAACGUCACGUGGAAAUACAAAACCAAAUCAAAACCAUCAGAAAAGGAGGUGGUUCGUUCCAGUGGAGAAAAUCGCCUGGACAUAGAGAGCAUCCUGACCUUCUCUGCCGUGGACCUCGCAGACACAGGGAAUAUCUCGUGCAUCGGUGAAAACGAAGCAGGGUUGAACAGUUCCACCACGUACCUGCUGGUUGUGGAUAAGCCCUACAUCAGGCUGUCGCCGCAGCUGUCGCCCAGACUGACCCACAAGGGUCUUUCAGUCGAGGUGAACGAGGGAGAGGACCUGGAGCUCAGUGUGCUCAUCGAGGCGUACCCCCGCAUCACGGAGCACAGGUGGAUCACGCCGACGUCUCCCAGCACACCCACACAGGAGCACAAGUUCACCAGAUACAACAACAGAUACCUUGCCACGCUGCACUUGAAGAGAAUGAAUUCACAGGAGCAGGGCCAGUACACCUUCUACGCUAGCAGCAAGUUGACAAAUGCAUCCAUCACAUUUCAAGUGCAAAUGUAUCAGAGACCCGUUGCUGUGGUGAGAUGGGAAAAUGUAACCACUCUUACUUGCACCUCAUUUGGCUAUCCCGCCCCCAGAAUCAUCUGGUAUCAGUGCUUCGGAAUAAGAGCCACGUGCAAUGAGAACACCACAGGGCUGCAGUUGGCAAUCCCUCUCCAGGCUGCUACAGUGGAGGUCCAGAGGGAGGAGUACGGGGCCGUGGAGGUGGAGAGCGUCCUCACCGUGGGGCCUUCCAUCCGGAGGAUGACGGUCGAAUGCGUGGCCUUCAACGUUGUCGGCGUCAGCAGCGACACGUUUACCGUGGACGUCACUGACAAGUUCUUUACUUCCACCUUGAUCGGAGCAGCAGCCAUUCUGGCCGUCCUGCUGGCACUGCUGAUUUUUAUGUUUUACAAAUACAAGCAGAAGCCGAGAUACGAGAUACGUUGGAAGAUCAUUGAAGCGAGGGAUGGCAACAACUACACCUUUAUUGACCCCACUCAGCUGCCCUACAAUGAGAAGUGGGAGUUCCCUAGAGACAAGCUCAAACUAGGGAAGAUCCUGGGUGCAGGUGCAUUUGGAAAGGUUGUUGAAGCUACAGCGUACGGUCUGGGAAAGGAAGACAAUGUGAUGCGAGUGGCUGUUAAAAUGUUAAAAGCCAGUGCACAUUCAGAUGAGAGGGAGGCUCUGAUGUCUGAGCUGAAGAUCCUGAGUCACCUUGGUCACCACAAGAACAUAGUCAAUCUGCUGGGCGCCUGCACUUACGGAGGACCAGUGCUUGUGAUAACUGAGUACUGCAGCCUGGGCGACCUCCUGAACUUUCUUCGCCAGAAGGCGGAGACCUUUGUAAACUUUGUCAUGAAUAUCCCCGACAUCAUGGAGAGCUCUAACGACUACAAGAAUGUCUGCAUUCAGAAGCAGUUUAUCCGAAGUGACAGUGGGAUCUCCAGCACGUCUUCGGGCAGCUACUUGGAGAUGAGACCCACCCAGAUGUCCACUAUGGAAUCAUCUCAAAACUCUGUAUGUGAGGAGACGGGGGACUGGCCGCUGGACAUCGAUGACUUGCUGAGGUUUUCCUUUCAAGUAGCUCAGGGCCUUGACUUUCUGGCUGCCAAAAAUUGUAUUCACAGAGACGUGGCUGCGAGGAACGUCCUCUUGACCAACCGCAGGGAGGCGAAGAUUUGUGACUUUGGCCUGGCACGGGACAUCAUGAACGACUCCAACUACGUAGUGAAGGGCAAUGCACGUUUGCCGGUGAAGUGGAUGGCUCCGGAGAGCAUCUUUGACUGUGUCUACACCGUCCAGAGCGACGUCUGGUCCUACGGCAUCCUCUUGUGGGAGAUCUUCUCUUUAGGCAAGAGCCCGUACCCGAGCAUGGCUGUGGACUCGCAGUUCUACAAAAUGGUCAAGUGCGGCUACCAAAUGUCUCAACCAGACUUUGCUCCACCUGAGAUCUACUCAGUCAUGAAGAUGUGCUGGAACCUGGAGCCCACGGAGCGUCCAACGUUCAGCAAAAUCACUCAGAUGAUAGAAAGGCUACUUGGAGACCAGCCAGAGCGGGAACAGCUAAUCUACCAGAAUGUGCAGCAGCAGCAGCAGGAGCAGCAGCAGGAGGUCACGGAGGGUGGAGAGUGUAACGAGCCCAAGUGCUACGACGGCCCCUGUGACCAGUCUUGUGACCACGAGGAAGAGGAGCAGCCUCUGAUGAAGACCAACAACUACCAGUUUUGCUGAAAGCCCCCGCCAGCCGCCACUCAAGCCGAUAAACAAAUCGCUCAUCAACAAGCGCCAGGAAGAGUGGCAUCAGCUUUACUUCGUGGCCACAAAGGCACCCCAGCUUGUUCGAAACCAAGUCGCAGAGAGUUGCCUCCUCAGCUAUUUUUUGCCCCUCGCGUCUGCUCUCCAGACAGACCAGCAGCUGUGGCGAGCAUGUGACCUGCUUCUUCGCAGACCAUGACAAGAAUUUGCCACGUCUAACUCCCGACUGCAGACAUGAAAGGAGGAAACAUGUCGACGAACAUGACGAACCACACACUCCUCCAGAGCUGUACUUUAUCCUAAAUAUUUCUCCCUGUCAGAAUGCUUAUCUCCCCGUUAUUUCUGCCGAAUGUGUCCUUAGUUGUCUAUUGUACUCUGUUAGUGAUUCGUAUUGCUGCCUCAUGAGAUGGAGUGUCUUGUUUUUGUGGCGAUUUAAGUCCAUUUUGUCAGCAGGUUCACUUCCUUUUCAUCAGUUUGUUGCAUGUAUGGUUCCUCAGGAGGAAGCAACCGAGUAUUUACAAACACUGGCUUGAAGCUAUGAGAGCCGCCCGUGUCCACGCGUUGCAGACAACAUGGGAUUUGCACUCUGAUCAUGUUAACUGGACGUUUCCGAUGCUAUUUUUUUUCAAACAUGUUAAAUCGACUGUAGCCGGAGCCAAAGAACGACUGUGUUGUUUUCUUCCCGUAAUUUAGUCAUAGCUGUAUUUCUUGUGACACACUUAUAGCAGCUGUCAGUCGUUGGGGGGAGGCAACAUGUGAUUGUUCCACCGCAAUUAAAUUACCAGUGUUCAGGGCGAUUUGGGAGCAGGGAAUACAACUGAGCCGAGCAGGGAUAUCUGUGCAUCCAUUGUGGGUCAGAUGAAUAUUUUAUGUUUGACAGUGUGAACGUUUUUCCCCCCGUGUGUGUGUCUGUGUGUGUGUCUGGUUAAAAUGUCAGCUUCACCAACAGUUCUAUGUAGCAGUCAGCCUUCACUGCCAACUGUAUGAAGAUUUCAGACUUACUCAUAAGCUAUGUGAGAUGCAGACUGCAAAUUUGCAUGACUCCAGGCAUUUCAAACGUGCUUGCUUCUGAAUGAAAAACGAGUAAGGUGUCGAAUAAUGUAUAUAUCACGUAAAUCAAAAACUAUUUUCGCUGUUGUUGAUUGUAGAACAUCAUAUACAGUGAUUUGUGUGUGGGUUUUUUUUUUUUGUGUGCAACUGAGACAAUCAAUGCAAAAGCUCCAAAUGAAGUCACCGACAACCUGCAGACGCCUUAAAUAAAGCUUUAUCAUUGAUACUCCAGAUUCUGAUGUUUCUGUCGAGAUUAUAUUCUGUACAAACAUUAAAUAUUGAAUGUCA